UGCCAAGUGCUUGAGUGUCAACCUGAGAAUUAUUCUCUCUCUCUCUCUCUCUCUUUUUCCUGUGAAACAAGAACCUGAGAAUUCUGACUUGCGCUCAAGUUCACUGUGAAUUCAGAGGGCGGCUAAUGGAAAUUCAGUUUCCUGGGAGAGAAGAUACGGCAGAUGCAGCCGAGGACGCUUCCGCGCGGCCGCGCCGCCAUCCUGCGCGCGGUCACGGGAUGCCGCGGCCGCCGGGAAGAGCAGGCCCUCCACUGCCUCGUCUGCAAGCUGGGACUCGCCUCCGACGUCGUGCUUGCGACCGCCUUGCUCGUCCGCUACGGCAGGCGCGGCCUCCUGGCUCCCGCCCAGCGGCUGUUCGACGAAAUGCCGCGCAGGGACGCGGUCGCCUUCAACGCCAUGCUGGCCGCGCUCGGCGCCUCGGGGAGGGCGGCCGACGCGCGGAGGCUGUUCGACCGAAUGCCGGGGCCGGACAGGACCCCCGCGUCGUGGAACACCCUGCUCACGUGCUACUGCAGGGUCGGCGACCUCGCCUCCGCCAGGGCCGUCUUCGAGGCGAGCCUGCGCGCGGCGACGAGCAGCGCCGUCUCGUGGAACGCGAUGGUCGACGGGUACUGCAAGGCCGGGCGGAUGGACGCCGCCCGGGAGCUGUUCGACCGUAUGGGCUCCUCGCUGCGGGACGUCGUCACGUAUAACACGAUGAUGGCCGGGUAUCUGCGCCGGGGAGACCCCGCCGCGGCCAUCGCGAUGUUCCGCCGGCUGACGCAGGAUGAGGGGCAGGCGCCGAGGCCCACCGCGGUCACCAUUGCCACCGUGGUGACUGCUUGCACGCAGGUGGGGGACUUCGGCUUUGGCCGGGCGGUCCAUCUCUCCACCCGGCAGCUGCUGGGGACAAGCACCGACGCGGUGCUGAGCAACGCCCUCAUGGACAUGUACUUCAAGUGCGGGAGCGUGGACCGCGCGCUCGAGGUCUUCAGCGCCAUGCCGUCCGGCGCGCCCAACCUCUUCUGCUGGAACACGGUGAUCGCGGGGCUAGGCAGGAACGGCCGCGGCGAGGAUGCCGUCAGGGCGUUCCGCGACAUGGUGGAGACGAGCAAUAAGAACAACGAGGUCAGGCCGGACUCGGUGACGUUCGUGGCGCUCCUGUCGGCGUGCAGCCACUCCGGUCUGGUGCGCGAGGGCCGUGAGCUCUUCGCGGAGAUGCUGCCGGCCCACGGGGUGGCUCCCGGGGCGGAGCACUACGGCUGCAUGGUGGACCUGCUGUGCCGCGCGGGGCUGCUCGGCGAGGCCGUGCGGCUCGUGCGGACGAUGCCCGUCCGGCCCAACGCCAAGGUCCUGGGGUGCCUGCUGCUCCAUGCGCGCAGCUCGGGGGACGGCGUGACGGCGAGCGAGUGGGCGGCGAGGCGGAUCGCGGAGCUGGACGGCCGCGACGGCGCCGCGUACGGGCUGUCCAACCUGUACGCGUCGCUGCAGAGGUGGGAUCACGUCGAGAGGCACCGGAGCGGGCUGGUGACCGUGGCCGCGGCGAGCGGCAAGGAGCCUGGCCGGACUAGCUACGAUCCGCAUGUACGCUAGUUCGAGGCACCGACUCGUACGGUUUCUGCAAGCAGGACACACACGUGCACACACACUGCGCCACACAACGACAGCGGUGACAGUGAGCCCCCACGUUUGCAGUGACGUUGGCGCGAUGUAAGCAUGUGCGAUGGCACUCAACGGAUGCGAAGGUGAGGAACCUUCCCGUGUCUUCUUCCUAUCGACGCCUGGGGCAAAAGUGACAGUUUUGGUUCUAUAUGCAAAAAUGGUAAAACAAAUUGCACGUGCUGAUUGGAAAAAAUUACUGCAGGUAAGCAAGGAGAAACUGUAAGAAUUUUUAAGUGACCUUUUGUUUAUACAACUUUUUGCAAAAGA
Molecule: messenger RNA, 1908 nt
Organism: Triticum aestivum (bread wheat)
Lineage: Eukaryota; Viridiplantae; Streptophyta; Magnoliopsida; Poales; Poaceae
Product: pentatricopeptide repeat-containing protein At3g29230
Exons: 1
Coding region: 163-1572 (469 amino acids)
Biological process (GO): RNA modification
Molecular function (GO): RNA binding; protein binding
Source: RefSeq, a predicted model, not a curated record